CUCGAGCGAGUACUGAGUGGUAACCACCAGCAGCGCUUUCGAAUUUACUUCUUGUGUAAAGUCACCAACACUCGUGUAUCAAAUAUGAAACUGUUCGUCGUCGUGUCGUCCUUGCUGGCCGUCGCCACCGCCGCACCAUCGGCCGCGAUCUACGCCACCUACGCUCAGCCCGCUCCGGCCCUGUACGCCACGGCCGCGGCACCACUGACGACGUAUGUGGCGGCCGGUCCGGCAGAGCUGCACAGCCAGUACCACGCACAGGACGAGCUCGGCCAGUACUCAUAUGGAUACAGUGGAGGACUGUCGGCCAAGGCGGAGUCCAAGACGUUCGAUGGCAUCACCCGCGGCUCCUACAGCUACCUUGACGCAGAGAACAAACUGCAGACCGUCGCCUACACUGCAGAUGCACUGAACGGAUUCCGGGUGGCCGCUUCCAACCUGCCGGUUGCUCCGGUCGAGACCCGCACCGCUCCGGAACCGGUUAAGGACACGCCCGAGGUAGCUGCUGCCAAGGUUGAGCACAUGGCCGCCAUUGAGGAGGCCAAGCUGCGUAACGCCGCCGCCGAGAAGGACGAGUCUGAGACGGUGAUUGCCGCUCCAGUGGCCUCGAUCGCUCCUGCCGCCAUCCCGUUGCCGGUGGCCACGUACGCCGCUGCCGCGCCCGCCUCGUUCUCUUACUCGACCCACUCGAUCGCGCAACCGAUCGCUGCCGCGUACACCUAUGCCGCCCCGGCUCCGGCCGCCAUCGAACUGAAGGCUCCUUCCUCCUUCGCGUACUCGACCUACUCCCAUGCCGCUCCGCUGGCCUACACCACCACCCAGUACGCCGCCGCCGCCCCGAUCGCCGCUCUUCCGGUUGCUCACACCUACGCCUAUCCGGCUGCCUCGUUCGCCACCCUAGCCCGCUCGCAGCCGCUUGCCACCGAAAUUGCGGCCGAGCUGCCUGAGCCGGUCCAGGACACGCCCGAGGUCGCCCAGGCUAAGGCCGAGCAUCUGAAGGCCGUCGCCGAGGCUAAAGCGCGCAGCCUGCAGUAAGCGAACAGGUUCACAAUCCACCACUGAACCGUGCAAUAGCGAUUUCCCUACACUCAACUACAAGAACACGCACCGGAUAACGAAAAAAGAGGCCUACCCGAGACGAUUGUUACGCCAGGAGAGAUAAUCUGUACAGAAACGUGUAGUCAGCAGGAGAAAGUGAAAAAAAAACACAAACAAACGCGUAUAAAAAGAGAGUUUUAAAA
Anopheles nili is the source of this 1241-nucleotide messenger RNA. Its product is annotated as cuticle protein-like. The transcript has a single exon. The record is from RefSeq and is a predicted model, not a curated record. Gene Ontology annotation, molecular function: structural constituent of chitin-based larval cuticle. Bases 85 to 1035 code for a protein of 316 amino acids. Gene Ontology annotation, cellular component: chitin-based extracellular matrix. NCBI's taxonomy places the organism in Eukaryota, Metazoa, Arthropoda, Insecta, Diptera, Culicidae.